AUGAACCAUGAUCCGGGCCCGAGCUCGAGCUCCGCUGCCCGGCAGCUACCGCCACGGCCCGACGUCCAUCGCGCCGACGACACUGACGGCGCGGCUGGUUCUCGACUACGAGACCGACGUAAUGUACUUCCCGAAUACAAUUUUGGCGACCGCGCAUCCGGCGGCCCGUCGUCAGAGUCGUGGCAACGUGAGAAACAGCGCGAGGGACUGGCCAAGAAGUUGGAGUUUGUCAGCCAUCUUCAGAAGAGCCUUGACAUGAUUGUUAUUGUGUAUAUGUGCAUUAUUUACUAUCUGGAAUGCUCACUGUUCCGUUUUCUGCUCCGCCUCAUACCACACUCCGCAUUUCUCACUCCCAAAGAUGGUCUGCUUCUGCCAGCCGAGCAGCCACAUAUUUAUGCCAUCUUCCUACCGGGUACCCUGUGUAUCCUUUCACACGCCUUCUUUUCUUUGCCGCAAGCGGGAGAGGCAACUCGCGGCUACCUGCAUGGCGGCGUCAUCAUCGACUUCAUCGGCCAGAAGCCUCCGACAACCAGACUGACCUUGUUGUUCUUCGACUUAAUGAUAUUGGGCCUGCAGUGCCUUAUGUUGGCAGUCCAUCGAGAGCGCGAGCGGCUUAAAAAGGCAGUCUCUCCAGGCUUACCGACGAUUGGUCCAAGUAUAGAUCGGGCAGAACAGCCUACCACUGCUCAGGCAAGCACAACACAGGACCACGAUGCUGAGGAGCGAGGCGUGUUGAGAGACAACCCGUUUAUCGCAGACGGCGGCGACAGCAUCGAGCUUCAGCCUCUUCCGGAAGCAUGCAAUGGCCGAGAGGGAGGGAGUGGCGAUGAACAUAAUCGAGGGGGGAACGCAUACUCUUCAUCCAGGGCCAACGUGGAUAUGUUGGACGUCCUGAGAUCGGGCAAUGCUGUGCUGUCCAGUUUUCACAUCAUUCAUACUGUUCGGGCUGUUGCCAGUGGUGUCCAAGCUCCUGGGCCAGCGGCAUAUUCGCUGCGCACGCUGGGUUACAACGCCACGCUCGCCGCCUUGGCUGCAGAACGCAGGAGAAGACUUCUGAGGGGGCAACAGAGACAGUGA
Molecule: messenger RNA, 1077 nt
Organism: Thermochaetoides thermophila DSM 1495
Lineage: Eukaryota; Fungi; Ascomycota; Sordariomycetes; Sordariales; Chaetomiaceae
Exons: 2
Coding region: 1-1077 (358 amino acids)
Biological process (GO): SREBP signaling pathway; protein processing
Cellular component (GO): Dsc E3 ubiquitin ligase complex
Source: RefSeq, a predicted model, not a curated record